UACCGGAUCCGGAAGCUUGCUUGUCCCCAGUCCAAAUCAAUACAGGAGAAUAGCAAACCAAAUUCACAAUUACCAUUCCGCUCACGGUCGCUCAUUUCCUGGCUUUCCUGGAUUUUACAUUGAACUUCAGCAUUCUGUGUGCCGGUGUCUCGGUUUUCUAUUGGCUGCAGCUGCAGACUGAGCCCCUUCCCCCCACUGUGCGCCCUGGACGAUGAUCUGCCGGUCGGUGAGGAGCUGUGCUGCGGGGACCUCUUGGAAUAUACAUCCGUGAAGAUGUCCUUGAGGAUGCGUCACCAGUAACAUUGAUGAAGAAAUGUAUAAAGCUUAAAACUGGCUGAUGUUCACAAGGAACAGAGUCACGUGAUGUAUGAAGGCAAACACAUACACUUUUCCGAGGUUGACAAUAAGCCCCUAUGCUCCUACAGUCCCAAACUCUGCAAGCAGAGGAGACUCAAUGGCUAUGCCUUCUGUAUCCGACAUGUUCUAGAGGACAAGACGGCUCCCUUCAAGCAAUGUGAAUAUGUGGCCAAGUACAACAGCCAGCGCUGCACCAACCCCAUCCCUAAAUCAGAAGACCGAAGGUACUGCAACAGUCACCUGCAGGUACUCGGCUUUAUUCCCAAAAAAGAAAGGAAGAAAAAAAAUGAUGCACUGGAGGAAGUAAAGGCCAGGAAUCAAAUGGAAACCGUGGCCUUCAGUUUAACAGUGCCCACCCUGGCCUUGAAGAUGCCCAAUGGACUGGAUGGGAUGACCCUUUCCCCUCCUGGGGCCAGGCUCCCCCUCCAUUACCUGGAAACGGAUUUGGAUGAUUCUUUCACUGUGGAGGAUGAAGAGGAAGAGUUUAGGAAAGGGACAUCUAUAAAGAAGAAGUUGCAGAGCAAGUUGGCACAGAAUCGACAGCGUCAGAAAGAGUCCGAGAUUUUAAAAGUUCAACAAGAGCACUUUAGCCCUCACCCUGCACCUUCUCAGCUGCAACCUUUGUCUCUUCAAGAGCAGCAAAUGCUGGUACAACCGGUACCAACUUCACUGAAAUCUACUGGGCUAACGCAGAGCCUGACUUGUACGUCACCUCAACCUCAGAAUACCAGCUUACCAGUACAGGGAGCAUCACCCGUAAUGCACACAUUCGCACAAACAAGAAAUGUGUCUAAUAAGAGACCUCUUUCUGCCCCACCGCUCUCUACAGACCCACCACGAUCUGACAAAAUCCAGGUGACUGCCACAGCCUUACCAACCUAUUCCUCCUGUGUCAGCCGGUUGCAGCGACUGAUGAAACUGUGCACACAAAAACGGCAACUAGAAAACGAUUUGUUCCCACAUUUGGGGUUGGAUUGGUCAGAAGAUAGUGGAGAGGAACAAGACGAAUCAGAUAGAGAAUCUCCAUACCAAGUUGCAUGGUCAUUCCGAGAGAGUCUCCAACACGACUGCAAAAAGCAUGAUGCUGAAGAAGCACAUAGCAGGAGCUCCAGGGUUGCACAACUUUGCACUUAUUUUCAACAGAAAUACAAGCACCUCUGCCGCCUGGAGCGAGCAGAAUCGUGUCAUAAGAAAUAUCGCCACACAUUCCGGAAAGCAUUGCAGAAAGCAGCCAUCGGAGAGCCGGAGUCUGCAGGGCAACUGAUACAAGAAUUGGGCAUGGCUGCACACAUGAAAAGCAUACCUAAUCAACCAGAACUCAGAGGAACAGAACCAAUACUCUGCAGUGCAACUGUGAAGAGCCAAGCAUGCUCAAACCGUGCCCUCCCAUACACGGGACACUGUUUUCAGCAUAUCCUUUCAAACGGCUCUCAGCAGCUUUUCACCAGUUGCACAGCAAAGUUUGCUGAUGGACAGCAGUGCUCUGUGCCUGUGUUUGACAUCACACAUCAGACACCCCUAUGUGAAGAACAUGCCAAGAAAAUGGACAAUUUCUUGCGAGGAGACAAUUCACGUAAAAUUCAACACCAGCAGCAGAGGAAACCCAGGAAAAAGACCAAGCCCCCAGCACUUACCAAAAAACACAAGAAAAAGAGGAGGCGAGGUCCCAAACGCCCCCAGAAGCCCAUUCCGCCUGCAUUGCCACAAGGCAAUCUCUGUAUGCCCAGCAGCCUCUUACUGCCAGUUGAAGUAUCCAGUAUAAGAAGUCCAUCCACACCAGACUUGAGCACUGAAGAGCUACCGGAUGACAUCACUAGUGAGAUCGCUGACAUUCCUCAUGAUCUGGAACUGAAUCAGGAAGAUUUCUCUGAUGUCCUUCCACGUCUGCCUGAUGACCUACAAGACUUUGACUUUUUUGAAGGUAAAAAUGGCGAACUUCUCCCAACAACUGAAGAAGCAGAAGAAUUGGAGCGGGCUCUUCAAGCAGUUACAUCUUUAGAGUGUCUAAGUUCCAUUGCAGUGCUGACUCAAGCAGAUGGUGUUGCUGCUCAGGAUCUUUCGGAGCGUGGAAUGACGUCAUCAUUCUCUGCAGGGUCUGGAACCACAGGGAUCCAUUCGCUGAGCCGAGUAGAUCAUACAGACCUUGGAAAAUUACUAAAUGGGCAUAUGGUUCACGAAAACUUUUCCAGUCUGGAACUGGAUGAAAACCUCCUUGGUCGUGCUACUUUGUCUAGCCCACCUACACCUCUGAGUGGGCAUAUUCAGAGGCAGUUUUCAUCAUCUGCCAAUGUUGGCCUUAGUUCUGCUACUCUAAUAAGCCACAGCUCGCUUGGAGAGAGGUCUUUCACGGGUACAUACCAUGAACUACAUGAAAGCAGCCAUUCUUCCCAGCGGCAUCUACCUGCAGAAAUUCUAAGCAAAACAGAAAAUGUAAUCACCUCCCAACAGCAAUACAGCAGUGACCAUCCACAUUCUUCUCCUCGUGAUAGCCAUUAUGACAGUGAACAUGUUCCUUCACCCUAUAGUGACCAAAUUACAUCUCCACAUGCUGCCUCCUUCACUGGUGAUGGUUUAACAGAUACAUUUUCUUCAGAGGUGCCCAUUAUUACGCAGCACUUACUCAGUACUCAAAUGGAGGUGCCUCUAAGUGGGGUGGUAAAUGCUCAGUCUCAUUGGGGUAACCUCCCUGUGAACCUUGGUGACCCAUCAACAUUCAGCACCUUCCUCAGUUCUGAUGGGCACCUUCUCUCCACGUCUUUGUCUACCCCUCAGGCUGUCUCUCAUUCAGAACCUUCACAGCCUACCUUCUCCACUGUGACCCCCAACAGCUCUAACAUGCUUCCGGGGUUACCACAGACAAGUUUUAGUGGCCUAAGCCCCCCUCCCUCUGAACUCAUGGAUUCUAUGCCCUCCAAACAACAGCUCCCACAGUUCAUUGCAGCCUUUGGUCAUCAGCUGACUUCUCACAGUGGCAUCCCCAAAGACCUGCAACCCAGCCAUAGCUCCAUUGCUCCUCCUGCAGGAUUUACUGUAACAGGUGCCACAGCUACAAGUACCAACAACACCUCUUCAUUCAUCAAUCACAAAAUUUGAUAUCCUUGCCUGUUAAAGAACAAGUAGUAUGAGAAGCGAUUAUCACGUUCAGCGCCUCUUAUCACUUAUUCCCCUGGAAUAUAUUUUUCACAUUAAUGAAAGGAGUGUAUUCAGUACAGUGUCCUCCUUGUGCUGUAAUGGCACUGGUGCUCCUAUUAUCCUUGUUUGUCUGCUUUCCUGUUUCUUUCUUUUUUUUUAUUCCCAGACCAGUGACGCUUGGUUCUAUAACUUUCUGCUUGGCUUCUGACCACAGGAAAUCUGCAUCCUGUCUUUUACUACAUGAUGUUGGCCAUCUGGAUAUAUGUAGUUUAUUGCAGAGCCGUGGCAGCAAUCAGGUUGGGGUAUAAAGGAAAGUGAGCUUUUCAUGAGAAUAGUAAUUGGGCAGUACUGUUUUUCCAUACUUUUUCAGUGCAGUAUGAACCCAGUGUCUUUUUCUAAAGAAAUUAAGCUAUCCCAAUCUUGUUCCCUGUGUGUGUCGGUGUGUGUGUGUCGGUGUAUGAGUGUGUGUGCUUGUGUGUUGUAGAAAUCCGAAGAAAUCCCAAAUCUUAGGGGUGGUGUUGCUAGCACUUUUAAGUCGCUUCCAUUCCAUGUUUCCUGCUAAACUCCGUGCAUGGUCCAGAACAUAGAAGAAGUGUAUUUAAGGCAUGACAAAAACUGAGAAAACACAAAAUUGAGUUGAAGUAGCCUACAAUGCAUGGUCUUUGGUUAAGUUAGUUUAAAUCCUAAUUCUGGAAUCCAUUUUAUUCCACCAUCUCUGUACGACUCCAUGAUCAUUUUAACUUAUUUUUUUUUUGCACAUUUGGCCCUUGUUGGCUUCUUACAACAAAAGUUCUAAUUUGAUUGAGAAAAUCCUAUUUGGAGGACCUUCAUCCGGAUUCUGUAGUUUGGGAUUCCUGUAUGUAUGGUUAGACAUGGUUUCUUUUGAAAUUUAUUUGACUGUAUUGGUCUGUGAUUGAAUAUUUAUUGUCAGGUUGUAGACUAGUGGAAAAAGAUUAUCACUUGCCCAUUUGGUUAAGGUUACCAAAUUUACAUUAAGACAUUUAAUGUUGCCUCCGCUAUGUCAAAUGUAGGACUUUACCCAGAGCAGUUUUAGACAUAUGUUUAACAUUGUCCCCAUGUUUACCAAAAUGGUUUUAAAAUUUCCUCAGACCAAUCAGUGAGUAGAAUCUCUAUACAAUAAACAUUCAGGGACAGCAUCCCAAAAAUAUGUAUAACUUUAUGGGCCCGCAGUAUGCAGUCACCUUAAAAGGAUGUGUACCCCUUUUGCCAGCCCAGUCUGAAAAAUGCUAAAAUCCUAGAUUCUAAUCUUUCUCGUAUAUUGAGGUCACAGGACAUUAACGGUCAGGUUGUCUUCUACCUACAGGAGGACUGGACACUGGGAAACAUAAAAAUAAAAUAAAAAUGCAUGCUGCCCUAGUAAAACCCCCUCCUAUUACCAGUAUUCCAAGUCUUAAAGGUGUUUCCUGCCUGUUAUAUGCGCUUAGGCAGUGAUUACUUUCCUGUUGGACAUUAUUUUCUCUUCCAUAUCCUGGUCAAAUCAUAUUGACCAGUUCCAUAUUAUGGUCUAAGUUUAGGAAUUUCCCCCAUCUUUCUUAUUGGUAUAAGUGGUCUUCUCAUCUGGCAUCUUGCUUGGUUCUCAUGCUAUCAUCACCUGGUCUUGUCCUCUUCCUAUUAGGUUGGGGGGUUCGGUCCUCAUCUGAUGUUGGCUUUAGACAUUAGUUUUUGAGUGGCUCUUCAGCUGCAGGCAGUCCCAUUUUUGUCCAUGUUGAACCUGUUAAGAGUUGUUUGCUGUUUGUACUAUCCUUGAAAUCACAAGGGUCCCACCCCACAUUGUUUUAUGAGCAUGCUCUUGAAACGGCUUUCUACAAAUUCAAAUCACGCCAGCAGUAAGAGGGCUUACCUUGUGGUGGCCUACCAUUUUUUUUUUUUAAGUGUCCAAUCCUCCUGCAGGUAGCAGUAAAUCUUUACCACAAGAAUCCUCCAAGAACAGGAUUUUAUGGUGAAUCUAAGGUCUAAUAUUCAUAAAUUUUGCAGAUAUAUCAGAAAGCUGCAGCAGUCUUUAUUGGGAAGUUAAUAAAUAGUGCAGUGCUGAAUGAUCAAAGAGGUGUAACUGAUAAGGU
Messenger RNA from Rana temporaria (common frog), 5570 nucleotides. RefSeq names its product INO80 complex subunit D (gene INO80D). Lineage: Eukaryota; Metazoa; Chordata; Amphibia; Anura; Ranidae. The record is from RefSeq and is a predicted model, not a curated record. The coding region runs from base 364 to 3450 and encodes 1028 amino acids. Gene Ontology annotation, cellular component: nucleus. The transcript has 11 exons.